UUACAUUUACGUCAAUUAUCGCAAGUUGACAACAAAGAUCGCAAGCGAUCUACAACAUUUUCGCACAUUCCUUCUGUUUUAGUUCCUACAUUCCACGAAAAUGAUGCGAGUUACCCGUUUCCUGCCAACAUUAGCCCGAAAUCGGCUAUACACGACUAAUAUCUCUCAGCCAAUUUCGGUGCGAAUCGUGGAAGUAGGUCCACGAGAUGGUCUGCAAAAUGAACCUACGAUUCUUCCGGCGUCGGUCAAGAUUGACCUCAUAAAUCAACUUUCUGAAACCGGACUGCGUACCAUCGAAGCAACCAGCUUUGUCAGCGCCAAAUGGGUACCACAGAUGGGUGAUAACGCGGAGGUGCUGAAGGGUAUUAACAAGCUGCCCGGUAUCUCCUAUCCAGUCCUAACACCGAAUCUUAAAGGAUUUCAGGCAGCGAUAAAUGCAGGAGCGGAGGAAGUAGCAGUUUUUGGGGCAGCCUCAGAAAGCUUCUCUCGUAAAAAUGUCAAUUGUUCGGUGGAUGAAAGUAUUGCUCGGUUUCAGGACGUAAUGGAUGCAGCCAAGCAGGCAAAGGUUAAAGUGCGCGGAUAUGUAUCAACGGUUGUCGGUUGCCCAUAUGAAGGUAAAAUUAAGCCCUCGGCAGUGGUCCGUGUUGUGGAAAAAUUGAUCGAGAUGGGAUGCUAUGAAAUUUCACUUGGAGAUACGAUUGGCGUCGGUACACCGGGAUCCUUCACUGAUAUGUUACGCGAAGUGACAAAAAUUGCUCCGGUUAAUAUGCUAGCUGUCCAUUGCCAUGAUACAUAUGGACAAGCGUUGCCCAACAUUCUGACAUCACUAGACUUCGGCAUCGGCGUCGUUGAUGCAUCCGUCUCGGGGCUGGGUGGUUGCCCGUACGCACGAGGUGCUUCGGGAAAUGCCGCCACGGAAGAUGUAGUUUACAUGCUGCAUGGUCUUGGCAUAGAAACGGGCAUCGAUCUGCCAAAACUGGUGAAUGUUGGAAAGUUCAUUUGCGAUAAACUUGAACGCCAGUCCGAAUCGAAGGUCAAUCGAGCGAUGAGGAAAACUAAUCCGAACGCAUGUUAGGUAGAGGAUUACAAAACAAUGCUUUUAAAAGUAUAAUCAGGGUAAAAAGUGCAUUUACUAGUGUAAGAUUGUUUUCAAGGUAUCCAUUUGAUGGAUCCAUGUGUUUAGGAUCAAACGUUGUACGGAACUACGCUAAAAUUCCAUCCGUUUUAUAUUACAUACAUUGAAUUUCAAGUUGAAUUUCAAAAAACAAUAACAAUAAACGAUCAAAACACAGCUUG
Molecule: messenger RNA, 1296 nt
Organism: Anopheles funestus (African malaria mosquito)
Lineage: Eukaryota; Metazoa; Arthropoda; Insecta; Diptera; Culicidae
Product: hydroxymethylglutaryl-CoA lyase, mitochondrial
Exons: 4
Coding region: 101-1075 (324 amino acids)
Biological process (GO): ketone body biosynthetic process; L-leucine catabolic process
Molecular function (GO): hydroxymethylglutaryl-CoA lyase activity
Source: RefSeq, a predicted model, not a curated record